Messenger RNA from Somion occarium, 6721 nucleotides. The record is from the annotation of a GenBank genome assembly. NCBI's taxonomy places the organism in Eukaryota, Fungi, Basidiomycota, Agaricomycetes, Polyporales, Cerrenaceae.
GAGAUCAUCUCUUGCUGUACUCUCGAGCGAUCUGUUUCCUCGGCUCUGUAGCUCUUUUUCACUUCUUCCUCUAUAUGAUCCAGGCCUGCUUGGACUCCCUCGCUUUUAUGAACCUGUAAAACUUUUAGCGACAACUCAAAUCUGCGCUGAUCACAAUACAAAGCAAACGAACACCUUCUUUUCUGCCGCCAACUCGUGUUCUCCACGUUGCUCACUCAUUCUACAUUUCAUUCUCAAGACAACAUAAUUCAUUUUCUGAUUGCUUUUGCUCGCUAUUCGAUCCCUGACUGGUUCAAGAAGACUACGCGAUACGCGGCUUGUCUUCCGAUAUCUCCUGCUCUGCCCACGGCUGUCAUUUCUUCCCGGCAUCCUGUCUCCAGCUGGCCAGGUCACGAUCUCUUGAACGUGUAAACAACGAGGCUACGUAUUAGAGGGACUACCAAUUGGCGAAACAAAUGCAUCGCUUUCGCAAAAAAUCCGACGCCAAACGCGCCCAGGCUGCAGAGUUCCAGGAAGCACCUACGCCUUUACCUCCCCAGCUCGCACCACCGCAGAUUCCCCUACCGUCCUUACCGCCCGUAUCAGACUUCCGCACGUCAUUGAUACUCCCAGAUCUUACUCGACGCUUUAGUGUCCUUCGCAACGCUGACGGCAUACCAAUUGGCUUUCACGAUCUCAAGUCCAAAUUCGCGGAGCAGAGGGCGAAGGGGUCUGAGAAUCAAGUGACAGAGGAAGAGGAGGAUAUGAUUCUCGAAGCGUUGGGGCGCAUCCAUGCAAGAAGUACUCGACCUAGAGCGAACGUUGGUGGGAACAACGAGGGUGUUAAUGAGGAUCCGAAUGAUUCGUCAACGUUGAGUAUGGCCGAGGACCCGGACGGUGGCUCUAGAAUAUCAGCUUCUCCGUCCCUUGUUGGCCGCCAGUCCGUUCGAUCUACGGCUACGACCUCGAGUUCUGUGCUGCAAGGAUCUGUAUCUGCUACAUCCGUUUCUUCUGGGAAGACCUCGCAGUAUAGCAGGCGGAUGAGUAACAACCUCUUCGGGUCAGGCAAGUUUCGAGAUCACUCCUACAUGCGUACUCAGCGUACCCGGACGGAGAGUACUCGAUCGUCUGUAACGCAGUCCGAUUCGAAUCCCAGCACUAGCACUGUUACCAGCAGAGCACCCAACAACAACUCUGUGUAUUCUGAUAGUCUCCGGCCUGUCACACCCGAGAACGGCAGCGUCUAUACAAGCUCUGCACCGGGGAGCCCCAACAACAAUGCCUUGAUUGGCAGUGGAGCAGAGUCGAUUGCGAGUACGCAAGGUAUUGCGCGGUUGUCCAAGACCCUCUCUCCCGAACAUUUGAAGCGUGCUUCGUUGGCGUUGGACGAGGUUAUCAGAGAACUAGAGGAGGAAGGGGAUGACGAGAUUGUGAUGGAACGAUCGCCGAUCAAUCGCCUUCCUGUUGUUUCUGCUGAAGCGCCGCAAGACGGACAUGAAUCUUCCCCUAGUCCGAUGCUGCCGUCACCAGCAGAUUACGAAGCUGGUGCUUCCUCCUCAGAUGAUCAGAUCGUAACCGACGCAGACGAAAGUCAGCGUGUCUCGCCAUUUCCUUCGAACCGCGCAACUUCACCCGCUCACGGUCGACUACCUGGAUAUAUCCCUGGGAUGCCACGACCUAUGACUCCUCACGAUAAUUCUAUGGACCUUGACGACCAAACUCCCUCUGCUACCCCACGAGCCACGUCCCCUCGACUUCCCGGCACUCAAGGGAAUGUAUCCCAUGCGCCGUCUCAAAUCAUUACUUCUAAUAUGUAUAGAAGUAAUUCCUCAGCUUCAACUUCUCGGCAGACCUCGAGGCCAACUUCUCCUACUAGCCCUGUUACGACGCCAAUAUCGUCUGUCGCUCCUCUUAUGCUGAAUAGAAGUACAAACGGGAGGUUUACUCCGGAAGACCGUUCCCGUAAUGGCGGAGCAGCCUCUCCCACGUCUGACCCGCUUGACUCACCUAUUCUGGGAAGACGAAGACCGAUAUCCCCGUUGUCUGCACCCGCAUUCCAGCCUCUGGCAUCUAUGUCAUCCGGUUCCCGUCCGAGCGCACCAUCGAACAUAACUUGGAACGUCGCUGCGAGCCCCACAAGUUCAAGAGGACCACAUGUUAGGAAUGGAAGUUCGUCAGGGCAUAGUAGAAGUGACAGCUCUACGAGUAUCGGAAUGACCAGUGAAGGUGCUGAUGCGGAGGAACGUCCAAAUGCCAGUGCAGACGGAAGGAGAGUUCGUUCGCCUGCGUUGCCGGAUUCGCCUUGGGUGGAUAGCGGACGUGCGAACGGUGGUUACUCAACCGAUUCUGAAUAUAGACCGUCUACUGCAAUGUCAGCCAUGGACCUUGGAUCACCGAUUCAGAUUGCGAAUAGACCCUUGCGCUCACCUACACCGACUAAUAAUGGUAAUGGUGUUGCCCGCUCGCCGACGUCUCCAAGUUUCCCUGAGUUUGGUAGUAUUUCGUCAAACACGACUCUGAACGGCGGUCCCAGUCGAAGAUCGUCACGACAGAAUGGCGGUGGUCAUCAUUCUUCUUUCUCUCUUGGAUCCACACACGCAUUGCUCCUUUCGCCUCUUGCGAAUUCUUCGCAUUCAUCCUUGGAAUCGGCUGGAUCAAGCUAUCACUCAUGGGACGAGGACCAUAAGAAAGAUCGGCUGUUUACUUUGUUCAGUCAGCUCGAAACUGAACAUACAGAGUGGCACGAUAUCACCGUUUCCGUCCACGACAAGACGGCUUCGAGCUCUGCGUCUGCAUCAAUACCGCAUGACGCACCGGUGGUCGAAGCGGAUAGAAUAGUGAAGCACGAGCUUGGGUUAUCAAGGAAUGACUUCAUUGCUAUCCAAGAACGCUUGGUGAACGUUGCAUUGACGAAGGCUGCUACUCCUGAGGGGCGACACCGGGCUGCUUCUAUUCGUAGGCGCAGACCAUCAACUUCGCAGUCGAAUUACUCUAAUAAUGGAGGCGAUAGCAGGGUGGCCAGUCCUGCGCCUGCACCUCAACUACAGUCCUCCGUAUCUGCAGUGUCUGCUUCACGUUCGCCAAACAGUGAGCAUAUAGCCAAAGUCAAUGCUCUCCUGGAUUCGGUAGUUGAUAGCAUUCAAGCACCCCAAAGUGACAACGUCCGUGUUAAUUCGGUGGAUAGUCCUGCCUCUGCUUCUGUUGAACCCAGUCCAGUGGCACCAGCACCGGUGGUUUCCACACCAACACAACGCCAUAGGGCUUUAGCAGACGCUCUGUUUGGUGUCGAAGAUCGUCAACAAACGACGAAUGCGUCCGAAGUGCAGAUCACAGUCAGCCCAGACCCUGCACCUUCUCCUGCACCAGCUUCCGAACGUGCAGAUUCCUCGAGAACUAUUACGAUGUCAAGGUCCAAUUCCUCUGCGAGAGAUCUUACAACGUCAGGAUCUUCUGGUAUGCAGACGUCUUCGAUGCCAUCAAGUAUGCAUGGGCAUACCCACAUGGACCCCACCCUUUUGUUCGAGGUUCAGCGGCGAGCAGAGGCAGCGACGGCGGCUUUACGCAAGAGUCCCUCUAACCCUAAGCUUGCGGAGGGGAAUGGAUCAACAAGAAAACGAGUUAGUCCGAACCAGAUCUCAUCACCUAAGCUUGUGUCCGCUUCGACGAGCGUCGAUACCAUUCCCCUGCCUCCUUCAACUUCCGUCUCAGCCAACCAACACAGUUCAUCGAUAAAGUUUGGUUCUCGGUUCAAGAAAUUGAGGGGCACUCUUCGCUCGAAGCCGCAACCGAAUGGAGAAGAGAUCUCGCCAUUCCCUCUCGAUUUGAAAACACCUACGUCAGCUCAGACACUCUCUUUCAGUCCCGCUACCCUGUCUGUACCUGGACAACCUACCAUUUUUAGUGCCAACGAGUCUACGCAAUUUAGAGUGUCACCACCGGUCCUGCCUAGCCCACCUGCUUCCGCUGGACCUACGUCUACUUCAACUUCCAAAGGUGGUUUCUUCUCGAGAUUCCGCAAACAGCGUCCACACGAAGUUUCAGCACCUCUUGACCGCCACUUCCGAGCGCCUAGGUCUUCAACGUCUUCUUCUCCAAACUCUGCCCCGGCUACAAACAGUCCAGAGAUUCGAUCAGCACCCGUCCUUAGAUCCCAGAGCCCCAUAACGCAGCCUGCCGUUAGAUCCCAGAGUCCCGUAGCGCAGCCUGCGUCUUCAAGACCAAUGUCGCCGCAUAUGUUCAUGCCAAACGCCGUUAUACCUGAGGAUUCUGUAGCGCAAGUAGAGAACAAAAGCCAAGAUGCUGCUUUGCAACAGUUGUUCGAUGCUGCAAAUAACCUUGGCUUGGAUCAAGAUGCAUUGCAUCAGCUGAUCGCUCGAUCUCCAUCGACCUCAUCCCGCUCUACGUGGACACAGUUGAGCCGAGCUACUUCACCUGCCGAAAAGCGAAGAAGUCAACAACGAACAAAUCUUCAGCCUCCAGCCCUCUUGGAUCAGCGACCUAGCAUUGAUGCGGCUUCUCCACGUCCAUCGACUGAAGUCAGACAGCUAAAUAUCCGCAAGAACACUGAACCAAGUAUACCUAGACUUCGACCGGAUGCCGGCACGUCUGAUGCUGCAUCUAAUGCCAUUGUUCGCAGAACAAUCAUAUACCCUUCCGAUUCCCGGACGUCCAAUGUGGACUGGAAUGCUCUCAUCCGUAAACAGUCCACUUCUCGCCGUCGUCGUUCUGCUGGUGCAGGUUCCUUGCAAUCAAAUCGGUCGAUCCAUGAUCGGGCGCCCACACCGCCGCCUCCCAAGUCUGGAGGAAAACGGUUCUCGUCCACAAGUGAUACAUCUCCGCCUGUUCCGCAAUUGCCUCAAUCCUUCACCAUUCCUGAUAUCUCUUUUCCACCUGAGCAAAUGGAGAAAUCAAAUUCUGCUUAUGACUCUCUUUAUGAUAUGUACGCUGGUGACAGUAGAGGAAAUUCUUCUGCGCAUCCUGAUACCCAAGGUCCUGGCGGACAACAGCCAGAAGCCGGCCAAGCAUUGGAAGUGGUGGAACUUGCGAAUGGAGAAACUAUCUGGUCCAUUGUAAAUGGCUUGCGGGACGAUGAUGCCGAGUCCUUUUAUGACGACAGGGCCAGCUUUGUCUCUGAGUAUUCUGUGAAGGAAACUGAGGCUGUCAAGGUUUCCUUCAAAGAGCAUGGUCGGAAAUCAUCUAAAGGCAGCACCACUUCUUUCCUGUCCCGAAGGAAACAAGUUCCAGCUGUUAAUCGUCCAGAGACGAAGGUGUUCUUCAGUUCUUCUGCUCAGAUUGGCCGCCUAAUUGAGAACCUCUCUCGUGGUAUGGACUCGGGUUCAUUCAACAUCACUCCGGAUGGCUCUAUUCAACGACCAGCGGGACAUUCCGCCACUUCUUCCAUUGGUUCCGACGCUGACAUGCGGUUUUCGGUAGAGGAGCGGCUGGAACAAAUGCUCGGAUCAAUGACAUCUCAUCCACAGUAGUUUCUGCUCCAUUCAAUCCCCUCUCUUUUAUGCUCUCAUCUUGGGCCGCUUAUACUUCUUCUGUCUGUAAUAUGCUUGGUUCUGGACUCUGGUGCUUCACGAUUACUACUUAUUAACUUAAUACGAGGACCAAUUACGCAUGACCUUAGGACUGUUAUCCAUUCAUCAAACUCGCUCUCCGACCUAACCUUGCCUCUUCGCGGUGAUUCCCUCAAUAUCCGUGGUAGUCCCGCCAUCGGUUGAGACAUAGCGUCAGUAGCGCAUACACUAUAAGGUCCUCGUUAUCGAAGUUGCACUGUAGGUGUGCAUGGGCAGGGCCAACUGGUGUGUUGUGCAGCGUAGGAAACCGCUCGAAGGCAGCAAUUAUCGUUGUAGGGCCUGAGAAUAACUGAAUGCUUGAUUAGAUUGGUUUGCGAUUGCUGCCGCAGUGGUUGAGUACUGAACAUUCGGGCGCUGCAUCGUUCACCAAAGAGCCGUCAAAAUAAAAUAAAAUAAGAAAAGAUUCGAGACUCACUUUGCCUGCGUGCCAGGCAUUACGAGGUAGGACAUUGGUAUAGAUGCUCCGCUUCCGAUGGUGAUGCUACCUAAGAGGAUAUCACCACCCCAGUCUAAACGGGCGAUGGCGAUGUUGGCGUCGCGGUACAUCUACAAAAAAAAAUGACGGAAGGUCACAGUUGAGUGUCACUAAUUUUUUCGGCAUCCGUCCCAGAUAUUCACGGUUGUUCUGGUGUCAGAGACCGCGUUUUUUUCAGUGACAAAAUGGUAGUACACCGGACGGUUCUGCUUUCCGACGUGGCCCAUCAUGAUACAGCCGUCGCGGAUGUCGUCUUUUCCUGUGAAAAAGAUAUCGUAGAGCUCUUGCUGGGACAUUGUGGGUAGAGGGGCUUCACGGGAGAAGACAUAUUGAACCUUCUGACAAAUGCCUUCAUAUGGCUUGUGGAACCGCAAUGCACCCUGACUCAAGGACAAGCUCCCGGUCGAAGCCUACUACCGUGGUUCAACCGCAUUCCGGCAUGGGAACGAAAAGUCCAUCGAUGGUGGCGUGGAAGCGGGCAUAUGGUUGCGCUUGCAGUUCCGGGUGAUUGAAGGGGUGAAGAUAAACGGACGCAAUGUCUUGGGCAUGGUAGGACGAUCCUCCCAAGCGAGUCAUUACAACUCCUGCCUUUCAUAGAAAUUUACCUUUGGCAUCGCGACUGCUAAAGUCUAAAUCCGCCACCAGGCACUUCCAGAGCCUUUCAAUAAUAAUGGUGACUUCUAGG